AGAGACGCUGACUAUACCAACAUGAACAAGGUUCUGGUUGCUGGCGUCACCCUCGUAGUAGCUGUACAGUUCAUGAUGACAACUGGAUUCCCCACUUCAUGGGCGGCCCCUCCAGAACCUGAAGAUGACGGUCACCAUGGCCACCAACACAAUGAUGAAUACGAUCACCAUCAUGAUGAUCACGAUGGCCACCAACACAAUGAUGACUAUGACCACCAUCAUGACGAUCACCAUGGCCACCAACACAAUGAUGAAUUCGAUCACCAUCAUGACGAUCACCACGAUCACCACCCUGAUGAUCACCACGACCACCAUCAUGAUGAUACCAACGAUCGUAACAUUCACCAUCGUAAUGACCACCACGAUCGUGACGAUUACUUCCACCGUGGCUUCCCUCCUGUAGGUUACAUAUGAUGAUCAGUUGUAAGAAACGUCUUCAUUAACAGAGAAAGAAAAUAUUAUGUGCAACGACCUGCUUCAUGUUUAAUGUAUAUCUUCAGAUGACUUAACAUGUGACACUUGUGUGCAACAGAUGAGAGUAUCUGACUUUACUGUUGCUGUGGUAUUAACAUGAAACCUACGUCAUGUCCACGGACACUUGAAAUAAAUUUUUUCUAUUAUGCUGCA
This is a messenger RNA of Schistocerca americana (American grasshopper), 627 nucleotides long. RefSeq names its product histidine-rich glycoprotein-like. The coding region runs from base 22 to 414 and encodes 130 amino acids. The transcript is spliced from 2 exons. The record is from RefSeq and is a predicted model, not a curated record. NCBI's taxonomy places the organism in Eukaryota, Metazoa, Arthropoda, Insecta, Orthoptera, Acrididae.